ACUAGUAUACUUUUUUUGUUAAUUUAUAAGUUUUUUUGUUACAUGUACAGUUACAUUUUGAACUAUUUUUCUUCUAUUCCUAAAUUCUAAAGUUUUUUCAGUUAUGUUUCCAUUUUAAUGUAUUUUUGAAUUCUUAUAGUUAAAUCUUGAAGAGUCUCAUAAUUUAAACCGUUACAUUCACAAGUGUAUUGUGUUCAGGUUUUGAGUAUUGAUCAGACAGCUUUUUAAAACUUAUGUUUUACAUGGAACUUGGUUGUCCAGAAAUUAUGACAUAUUAUUAGUUUUGUAAUGGAUAAUGUGAAUGAAAAACGAGUAAUAUACAAAUUAAAAGAAUCAAUGGCGAAUAGAAAACAAAAACAAGAUUCGGAGGUUUGAUAAAAUGAGGAGUCCGACUGUCCAGAUUUAGAAUAUAAUUACGGUGAUACUGAUACACAUCUAAGUGAAAUGUCUGAAUUGUAUAGCUACUCAGAAUUGGAAGAUUUUCAACUCAAUAUAAAAGAAUUUGAAAAAGUUAUGAAAUCUUUAAAUUAUAAUCCAUCAUGGCAUACUUUAAACACUAAUGACAAAAGAGUUGUGAUGGCUAAACUAUUUGAUUAUCUUGAGAUGUCUGAUAAAACCAAAAGAAUGAAUGCUGCAAGGUGUAUAUUGUAUUUGAUUCAGGGAUGUUGGGCUGAAUGCCAAUCAGACAAAGAUCAACAGUCAAACGCUAAAGAAAAUAUACUUUUCUUAUACAAAUUUGACAUUUACAAUAUGUUUGUUAAAUUUUUAAAUAUAGAAAUAGAAUCAUCAGUUCAACCUCAUAAAAAAACUCACGUUAAUUGUACAGAUUCAGAAAAUUUGAAAAUAAUUUUAAACGUUCUAUAUACAUUUAUUGAAAUAUUACGUAUUUCAGAAUUUGAACCUGGAAAUGAAUUUAAGGAAUUCAGAGAAAACUUAUUGUCAGAUAUUGGUUUACCACAUACUGAAGAUCAUAUUAUUGUCAAGUUAUUAGGAAUGAUAACAAGAUUUUGUAGUGGAAUGGCUUCAUACUAUCCAAUGAAGAAAGUUUUAUUACUUUUAUGGAAAUUAAUAUUGGUUUUACUUGGUGGAAUGGAAAAUUUAGCUAAAUUAAAAAAUGAAUAUCGCAGAAAAGCAAAUUUAACUGAAAUCCAAGAGGAUUCAAUUAAAAUAAUUAAGUCAAUGAGAUCCUCAUCACCACCUCCUAGUUCAACUGACAUUAUGAAUGCACCUAAAAGGGGCGUACGUCAAAAACGAGGCUUGGUUAAACAAAGUUCAUUAGAUGAAUCGUUAACUGUCGUGGAUUUAUCAUAUCAAAAUGAUGAAGAUUUUCAAGAUUAUGAAGAUCAGCAAAUGGGCAUGGUUGAUAUUUCUAACAUGAAAAAUAUUCCUGAACCAAUUAAUUUUAGACCACAAACACCACCAAUGCCAUUGGAAUCUAAAGGUCUCCCAUGGGUUCCCAAAGUUCGACAAAAAGACUUACAAUUUUUUUUAGAUCAAACUAGAAUCAAAUUUUUAGGCUUUAAAUUAGAGAAUGACAUAGAUACAUUAAUAGGACUUCCUGAACCUAUUCAUGAGAGUAUUGCAAUUUUAAAACAGUAUAUGUAUACAUCACUCGCUGAUUAUCAAAUAAUGAAAGAAGAAACUAUUCAAAAGAAUCCAUUGACAAUGGGUGAAAAAUGUGUAGAUCAAACUGCUACUGAAGUAUUAUAUCAAGCAAUGUUACCUAAUUUGCCACAGCAUAUGAUCGCUUUAUUAAAAAUAUUAUUAGCUGCUUCUCCAACAUCAAAAGCUAAAAGUGAUUCAAUAAAUAUUAUCUCAGAUAUUCUUCCAAUUGAUAUGCCGAUGUCAUUUUCUGAAUCUGUUAAGUUAGAAACUGAUAUAAACCGACAAAAAGAAAUAGUUGUGAAAGCAAUAAGUGGAAUACUUAUUUUGUUAUUAAAACACUUAAAAGCAAAUCACAUAUAUCAAUUUGAGUUUAUAUCUCAGCAUUUAGUUUUUGCUAACUGUAUUCCACUUGUUAUAAAAUUCUUAAAUCAAAAUCUUGUGUCUUAUGUUUCUUCAAAAAAUACAAUUCCAAUAUUGGAUUUUCCUACUUGCGUCAUUGGUGAUGGACCUGAUUUAUCAUUAGAUAAUAUAGAAAUUGGAGAAUUUCCUUUGUGUUCUUGGAGAAAUAUUUAUUCAUGCAUUAAUUUACUCAGAGUUUUAAAUAAAAUCACGAAAUGGAAGCAUUCUCGAAUAAUGAUGCUCGUAAUUUUUAAAUCAGCACCAAUUUUAAAAAAAUCAUUAAAAGUAAGACAUGCAAUGAUGCAACUAUAUAUUCUUAAAUUGCUAAAAAUGCAAGCUAAGUAUCUUGGUCGAGCCUGGCGCAAAUCAAAUAUGAAAAUUAUGAGUACUAUAUAUCAAAAAGUUCGGCAUAGGUUAAAUGAUGAUUGGGCAUAUGGAAAUGAUCUUGAAGCUCGCCCUACAGAUUUCCAAAUUGAAGAACGAUUUUUAAGAUCUGCUGUUGAUAAAUUUCAUGCAAGACGUUACUCUCAGCAAUUUGAUGACGAGUUUACACCGAGUGAUUUCUAUAUCAACUCCGCUUUAGGUAAACCUGUUAAGUUAUCUAAUGAAUUUAAGCAUCAUUAUGAAAUUUGGUUGGACCAAGAAGUAUUUCAAAAUAACAUUGAUUGGAAUACAUUAUUCACAUAUUUAGAUAUUUAAUUUUUGUAAGUUUCAUAACAUACAUUAUUAUUGUAUUUUACUAUACAUUGAAAUAUAAACUAAAUAUUUUUGA
Daktulosphaira vitifoliae (grape phylloxera) is the source of this 2776-nucleotide messenger RNA. It is a transcript of the gene Strip, whose product is annotated as striatin-interacting protein 1 homolog. The record is from RefSeq and is a predicted model, not a curated record. Gene Ontology annotation, biological process: cytoskeleton organization. NCBI's taxonomy places the organism in Eukaryota, Metazoa, Arthropoda, Insecta, Hemiptera, Phylloxeridae. The transcript has 14 exons. Gene Ontology annotation, cellular component: cytosol. The coding region runs from base 445 to 2703 and encodes 752 amino acids.